Messenger RNA from Camellia sinensis, 1944 nucleotides. RefSeq names its product ASH1-related protein 2 (gene ASHR2). Gene Ontology annotation, molecular function: protein binding. Lineage: Eukaryota; Viridiplantae; Streptophyta; Magnoliopsida; Ericales; Theaceae. The record is from RefSeq and is a predicted model, not a curated record.
GAGGAUUGAGUCUGUGCAAAUAGAUGCACCCUCCAAACCCAGGGGUGUUUCGAUUUGCAUUUGCAGCGGCCGCAGCGGAGCCGAAUAAGGCACAAGACACACGAGCUGAACAAGUAGAACAGCAUCACUCCUCAAACCUUUUGUGAAGUCAAUGUCGUCGGCGGAGGAUAUUCAUGGGCAGACGACGGCAGCAACCGCCGUUGUGAGGAUGGCAGAGAUUGAAGGGAGGGGGAGGGCACUGGUUGCCUCUAAGGCCCUAAGAGCAGGGGAAGUGGUCCUCAGGGAUUCCCCCAUCCUCCUCUAUUCUGCUAUUCCUUUGAAACCAUCUUCACCAUCACCAUCUCUAUCACCGUCUCAUCGCCACCAGCACCGCGACUACUGCUCCAAUUGCUUCAGAAUCUUAGAGCAUUCGAGUCCCUCUGUUGUUUCGUGCCCCUCGUGCAGUUGCACUGCUGCUGCUGCUGCUGUACUCGGAGGAGGAGGAGGAGGGGAAGCGGGGGAAUACCUCUUUUGUGGCCCCAACUGCCGAUCAGCCGCUCUGGCCUCGUCCCACACCCCUUGGGUCUGCCAAGCUCUAAGUCGCCUUAGAGAUUAUUGUCCUUCUUCGCUGCCGCUGCUUCAUCACCAUCAAGAACGCCAACUCCAAGCUCGUUUCCUCGUCGCCGCUUAUAAUUUGGCCAUCGUUUCUCCUUCCAAUUUCCGGAUUCUGCUAUGCCUUCAAGGCAAGUCCCCUGCCCAGCCCGAUGAUGCUGCCCUAUUCCUUCAUGCCCUCAUUUUUUCCCUCUGCCCUCCUCCUGCUCCUCAUGGCUCUUUUAGUUUUUCCUUAGAGCUAACGGCUGCUUUGCUGGCUAAGGACAAACUCAACGCCUUCGGUUUGAUGGAGCCUUUAGCCAAAGAUGGGGAGAGAUCUGUCAGGGCUUACGGUAUCUACCCCAAUGCUUCCUUCUUCAAUCAUGAUUGCCUCCCCAAUGCUUGUAGGUUCGAUUACGUUGAUGCUUCUGCUACUGCUACUGCUACUGCUUCCGAGUGCAACACUGACUUAGUUGUCAGGGUGAUUCAUGAUAUUCCUCAAGGCAGGGAGAUAUGUUUGAGUUAUUUCCCUGUCAACCUCAACCACUCGGACAGGCAGCGGAGGUUGAGGGAAGAUUACGGCUUCACCUGUACCUGUGAUCGCUGCAAGGUGGAGGCAAACUGGUCGGACGACGAGGGGGAUGAGGAGGAGGAGGAGGAAGAGACAGAGGAGGCAAUGGAUGAGGAUCAUGAUCAACUUAUGGAAGAUUCCACUGAGGAUGGCGGGGUCAAUGAAGAAAAUAAUUUCCCUCACGCAUAUUUCUUCUUGAGAUACAUGUGUAAUAGAAAGAAUUGCUGGGGCACAUUGGCGCCAUUGCCUCCGUCAAAUGGCAUUCCAUCGAGUGUAAUGGAGUGUAACGUUUGUGGCGACAUGAAAAAUGAUGAUGCUCCCUGAGAGGAAUGAAUUACUUUACUUGGUGCUUCCGUUGGCAGGGGCAUAUGGAACAUCAUUCUCUUCUAAUUUCUUAUGAAUUUUUCUUUGCUAGUGAAAUGCAAAUGCUGAAGGAUUGCUGACAUCUUAAGGUUCAUGUUGAGGUAGAUUCUAUGCUACCUUACAUGCACCCCUGCUUAUUGGAUUAUGGUUUUCUUGUUUUUGAGUGGUAGUACCAUGAUGAUACCAGGUAGUUUUGCUCCUACAUAUUUUGGCCUCAUUUUUUUCCUUUUUCUUUUCAAACAGCCCCAUAACUUCCCUUUCAAGUCUCUGGCUUGACUGCAGUUUUUUAAUUCAAUAUUUCAAAGUUGCAGCAGCAUAAUUUAUUGAGAUUGAGUAGAGUUGUGAGUUUGGUCAGAGGCUAAUAUCCGAUUUUGCAAUAAAAAAACAAGGGGUGCUGGUGGAUAUUGAAUAUCAGGAGAGGUGCUACUGCUUUCUCUUAA